Messenger RNA from Pyricularia pennisetigena, 1191 nucleotides. RefSeq lists its product as uncharacterized. The record is from RefSeq and is a predicted model, not a curated record. The coding region runs from base 1 to 1191 and encodes 396 amino acids. Lineage: Eukaryota; Fungi; Ascomycota; Sordariomycetes; Magnaporthales; Pyriculariaceae. The transcript is spliced from 6 exons.
AUGGUGACUGCUUCCGGCCCAGCGACCUACUUCUACAACGACACGAGCCUGCCCGAGGCACAGCGCCAAUACCUCAAGAGUCUCGCUGAUGCUGCCGCCGUUCAGAACCUAGACGAGGACAUUCGCGACUAUGUCCGGGCCAUCACCAUUGCCUUUACCGUCCUGGCUACCGUCGUGGUCGGGAUGCGGUUGUGGGCACGACAACUCCAGGCGGCAAAGAUUUUGAUUGAUGAUUGGGCCAUGAUUGCCGCGCUCGCCCUGCUGUACGGCAACAUGAUCAUCAACCUCGUUCUUGUGGAUCAUGGUAUCGGACUUCACUCGGGACGUCUCCCAUACGAGUCGAUGGAGUUUAUCAACAAGACCAUGAUCGGAGCGGAAAUCCUCUAUGUUACUUGCGUCAACCAGUACAAAAUCGCACUCCUGCUCCUAUAUCUCCGCAUCUUUCCCAUGGCUCAGGUCCGAAAGGGUGCCAUGUGGUGCGGCGCCCUGACUCUCGGAUGGAUGCUUGCCUGUUGGGUGGCUGCCUGCCUGCAGUGCGUGCCGCUCGUGAAAACCUGGAAUCCUUGGGUGCAGGGUCAAUGCAUCAACCUCUUCCUGACCCAGCUGUGCAUUUCCGUCCCGAGCAUCAUUGUCGACAUAGCCAUCCUCGCCCUGCCGAUCCCUCACGUUCUCAAGCUGCAGCUGAGCACCUGGCAGAGGUACUUGGUCAUGGGCACUUUUCUGCUUGGCAGCUACGUCGUCUUCACCAGCUGCUAUCGGUUCAGGAUAUUUCUGGAGUAUACGACAGCUGAUGUGCCUUACUCGAUCGCCGACGGACUUGCCUGGAACAUUGUCGAGUUGAGCAGCGGCAUUGUCUCGGCCUGCCUGCCCACUUUGGGCCCCAUCGUCCGUCUCGGAAUCAAGGCCUGCAGCACCGCGGCUCACGCGAGCGGCUUGACCGGCUACGCCAAGUCGGCAUCCAGAACCGGCAACGGCACGUCCAGCGACCCUCACGUGAGCGGAAGGUCCCGCGGCAAGAGCUGGUCCAAGCUGGGCGAGGCGAGUGCUUCCCGCAACACCGACGCCAAGGGCCCGCUCCAGACCAUCGGGUCUCAGCCGGUCAGGGCGGGACAGCCUCGGGACAGCGACUCGGACAUGGAGUUGCACAUCAUGAGGGACGUCGCUGCACCUUCGCAGGCCCCUUACCGCUAG